UUUGCUUGGCCACAAACCCGGCCUCCCAGCCCCCCUGUUUUCACUUCUUUUUUUUUUGCCCAUCUCUUCCCCAGCUGUUUGCAGCUGGCAAAAAACAGCACCCGCCCUGUUCGGGAAUAAGGGACCGAGAUUGACCGGAGGAGACGAGAGAUGCCACCCGAGCUUCCUGCCCAGCCGGCCCAGCCGCAGGUGAGGAAGAGCUUCCUGAAGUUCCUCAAGAGUUUUCUGGGAAUCGUGCGCAUCCUGCAGAUCGUGUUCGGAGCCGGGCUGUGGAUCACCAUCGCCGCCAACAAGUACGAUGGCUCCAUCCACUUUGUGCUGUUCGUCGCAGUCCUCUUCUGGCUCCUCACCCUCGCCCUCUUCUUCCUCACCCUCCUGGACAAGCAGGACCUGGUUCCGCUGCUGGGAGGGGAGCGCUGGUUGUGCACCAACCUGGCGCACGACGUGGCCGCCACCGUGCUCUACCUGCCGGCCGUAGGUGUCAUGAUCUACAAGACGGAUCGCAACUCGUUCUGCAACCUGGAGGCGUACAAGCACCCCUGCCUGUUUAAGAUCUACCUGACAGCCACCGUGUUCGCCUGCCUGUGCUGCCUGGCUUACCUCCUGUCGGUCACUUUUGGGGCGUGCAGGAAGUGUCGAGGAGAACAGACGGUCAUCAGUUGAGACUAAACUGGGUGUGAUGUCCAUGAGGGGAUGCGUGUGGAUCCGCAGCAAGAUGAGGAAUAGUUAACUUCACUGUAAUUUCACUCAACAGUUACUCUUAUCCCAGAUUUACCCUCUACUGUCUCCCCUCUCCCAGCCUUCCACCUUUAUGUUGAGGCAGAAACAGGCCUUAUUAUCAGUGUUUUCAACAGUUGCUGUGAACAGCAGCUCAUCCUACAGAGGCCAGAAGCUAUAAAGAAUGUUUAUCUAAUUGGUAAUGUGCACAAGUUGCAUGUGUUUGUCUUCUAGAUUGGCAAUUUAAUGCCACUUUCCCUCAUACAAAACAUUAUCAUACUCAUGUAUGAACCUAUUAUAGCAGUAUUUAGUGUUUACAGUCUUAAUAUACAUUUUGCAGAUUUGUGUUGGUACUGACUGGGUAACUGUCUGAAACCUCUCAUAGGAUUGCUACAGUUUUUUUUUUUUUUUUUUUUUACAAGGCAUUCUUUUUAUUACCUUUUUUAAAAAUAUGUAUUUUUAUGUGUUUUUGUACAAAAGCAAACUAUACUGAACAGUUAUUGACACGUGCUGGGUUGACUUUAUCUCUUACACAAUGAAAUACUUGUCAGCUGUUUUUGUUUUGUCUAUAACACAAACAUUGCGUGCAGCUUUUUUUUUUUUUUUAAAUCAGUGCCUUCUGUCAGAAUGCUGUAUACUCAACGAGGUUGUGGCAACCGCAGACCCAACAGCAUCGAUGUAUUUGGUGCUGCAGUGUGUAUGCUGACCAGAACUGCUCCUCAAGUGUUCAUUAUGUAAAUCCAGAGAGCAAAAAGAGUAAGAAUAAAGACGAGUACGAGAGAGA
This is a messenger RNA of Acanthochromis polyacanthus (spiny chromis), 1501 nucleotides long. It is a transcript of the gene marveld1, whose product is annotated as MARVEL domain containing 1. Gene Ontology annotation, cellular component: membrane. The transcript has a single exon. The record is from RefSeq and is a predicted model, not a curated record. Lineage: Eukaryota; Metazoa; Chordata; Actinopteri; Pomacentridae. The coding region runs from base 151 to 663 and encodes 170 amino acids. Gene Ontology annotation, biological process: myelination. Gene Ontology annotation, molecular function: structural constituent of myelin sheath.